AAUCUUACACCUAUUUCGACGCCGACAGGAGGUCGAUACGUAACAAGUAAACAAAGAGAUUGACAUUGAUGAAAGUGCCAUUCGAUUUUAAUAGAAAAAUGCCUACACACGUACAUGAGAACAUAGCACUGCUCAAUAUGAUGUCUUCAGACAAUUUCGAAGAUGAAUUGAAAAGCGUUCAAUUACAUUUCCCAUCAAAUAGACGAUUGCACAACGACGGCGCAUGCGUAGAAGAGAGGGUGAGGACUUCCCGCGGGGACCUGCUCGUCGCCGUCCGCGGGGACCGCAGCAAGCGCGCCAUCAUCACUUACCAUGACCUUGGACUCAACUAUGCCGCCAACUUCCAGGCUUUCUUCAAUUUCAUUGACAUGAGAGCGAUAUUGGAUAAGUUUUGUAUCUAUCACGUAACAGCGCCGGGACAAGAGGAAGGCGCACCCACACUGCCCGAGGAUUAUACUUAUCCUAGUAUGGAUGCAUUGGCUUCCCAAAUAGAUUUUAUUUUGGGACACUUUGGGAUAAGAUCCUUUAUUGGUUUUGGAGUAGGAGCUGGAGCCAACAUUUUGGCGCGCUAUGCUGUUGUAAGUCCUCAAAAGGUAGACGCACUAAUUUUGAUUAAUUGCACAUCGACUCAAGCCGGGUGGACUGAAUGGCUAUAUCAGAAAAUAAAUACUAGACAGCUGCGAUCGAGUGGCAUGACGCAAGGGGCACUGGAUUAUUUAAUGUGGCAUCAUUUCGGCCGCAGUACUGAUGAUCGCAACCAUGACUUAGCGCAAGUUUACAAAGAAAGCUUCUCGCAUAUUAAUCCGGUCAAUCUAGCGAUGUUCAUCGAUUCAUAUUUGCGCAGGACGGACCUGAGUAUUUCAAGGGACACGCAUACCAUUAAAGUGCCUGUUCUGAAUGUGACCGGUGCUUUGUCCCCACAUGUUGAUGACACAGUAACGUUCAACGGGCGACUGGAUCCAUCCAAGACGUCGUGGUUGAGUAUCUCCGACUGCGGGAUGGUGCUGGAGGAGCAGCCGAGUAAGAUAGCAGAAGCGUUCAGGUUAUUCCUGCAGGGCGAGGGUUACUGCAGGUAGUCGCGCUGCCGACCACCACACCGACCGUCGCUGCGCUGCUACUUAGAAUGCACUCGAUGCUUUCACGCGAGCUUUAAACACUGUUGUAGACACGUUGACAAUGUAGACGAAAAAAAUGUUGUUCCUUGUUUUUAGAUGUUUACGGAAAUAAAUUUAUUUUGUGGC
Molecule: messenger RNA, 1241 nt
Organism: Spodoptera exigua (beet armyworm)
Lineage: Eukaryota; Metazoa; Arthropoda; Insecta; Lepidoptera; Noctuidae
Source: the annotation of a GenBank genome assembly